Messenger RNA from Sinocyclocheilus grahami, 1734 nucleotides. Its product is annotated as doublecortin domain-containing protein 2-like. Gene Ontology annotation, biological process: regulation of cilium assembly; cilium assembly; dendrite morphogenesis. The coding region runs from base 1 to 1593 and encodes 530 amino acids. The record is from RefSeq and is a predicted model, not a curated record. The transcript has 10 exons. Lineage: Eukaryota; Metazoa; Chordata; Actinopteri; Cypriniformes; Cyprinidae. Gene Ontology annotation, cellular component: kinocilium; microtubule; microtubule organizing center.
AUGAGUGCGGAGAAGCCCAACUUUCUGUCUCAACCCGAGGUGAAAAAUAUCUACUUCUAUCGCAAUGGGGAUCCGUAUUACGAGCCCAGGCGUUUGGUGAUUAACUCGAAGCGGGUUUCAACCUUCGACACGCUUCUGCGGGAGGUGACUGGCGGCGUGAGGGCUCCGUUCGGCGCGGUGCGGAGCAUCUACACACCCAGAGCCGGACACCGCGUCCAGACCCUGGAGCACCUGCGCAGCGGAGAGCAGUACGUGGCUGCUGGACGAGAGAGGUUCAAGAAGAUAGAUUAUUUACAGAUAGGAACCAGGAAGAAAAGAGCACUUCAGACCAAUGGAGAGCUGAAACCCGUUCCUCAGAGUCGUGUGAUCGUGUCUGCCAGAUUCCUCAAGCCCAUCAAAGAACCCUGCACUAUAUUUGUUGUGGCAAAUGGAGAUGUCCUGAAUCCAGCGGUGAGGUUGCUGAUUCCCAGCCGCGUGAUUGGCCAGUUUGAGCAGAUUCUGGAGAUGAUCACUGAGAGAAUGGGCCUGCGAAUCGUUGGGGGUGUCUGGAGCCUGUACACCUUUGAAGGGACUCUCGUUAUGGACGGAAAGGAGUUAGAAAACGGACAGUUUUACGUCGCUGUUGGCAGAGACAAAUUCAGAAAGCUUCCAUACAGCGACCUGCUCUUCAAUAAACCCAUCGGCAUGAAGAGAGUGAACGGGUCUAAAGCAGCAUCGCUACCUCCGAUAUACCAAUACAGACGGCAGAAUGGAGAUGCGGGGACCCAUCAUCUGAGCAAGUGUGAGUGUGGACCGGAGAAGAGCAGUCCUCCGGCGCAGAGCUCGAAAGAGCAGCUGUCCUCUGUAGUGCGAGAGAUCUCACAGGCCAAGCUCAUGAACAUACGCAAGAAGAGGAGCGGACUCACGGCGUCACGGGAGACUCAGGACAACGAUGACGGAGAUGACAGAAGAGCAGAAGUGGAGAAAUCUUCACCGGUCCAGCAGGAGGAAGAGGAGGCCAGUCCUGAUGUAGAAGACUCAACCAAAGCAGAAAGUGAAGCGGCCCAAAACACAGAAGAAUCACCGUGUGACGAAGAAGAGAAGAAAGCAGAGGAUGAGAGAGAGGAAGAGAAGAAAGCACAGGACGAGAAAGAGGAAGAGAAGAAAGCACAGGACGAGAGAGAGGAAGAGAAGAAAGAGAAGAAAGAAGAGGAUGAGAGAGAGGAAGAGAAGAAAGAAGAGGAUGAGAAAGAGGAAGAGAAGAAAGAAGAGGAAGAGAAGAAAGCAGAGGAUGAGAAAGAGGAAGAUAAGAAAGAAGAGGAUGGAGAGAUAAAGGAAGAGGGACAGGCAUCAGAACCAGAGGCACAUGAUGAUGGUGAAGAGAAGCAAGACGAAGAAGCUAAAGGAGGAGCAGAAGAGGAGAAACCAGAGGAAGGAGAUGAAGAGGAGAAACCAGAGGAAGGAGAUGAAGAGGAGAAACCAGAGGAAGGAGAUGAAGAGGAGAAACCAGAGGAAGGAGAUGAAGAGGAGAACCAGGAGAACACAGAGAAGGAGGGAGAGCCGGCGGAGGAGAAUCCAGAUCCCAGUGAGGACGCAGUCGCAAAUACUGAAUGAAAACCUGAAGGAGUUCAGCGAGAAACGAUCGUCUGCCAUCAUGUGUGAUUUUCUGCCUCCUGCAGAUCACAGAAGGAGAACUUCCACUUCGUGGAAAUAUUCUGGCUGUUGUUUUCUCUAUAACAACGUGAAAACGAUGGA